AUGGCCGCGCUGCUGUGGCCGCUGGCCCUGCUCGCCUCCUUCUCCGUCUCGGGAGAGGCGUCGCCGCUGUCCUCGCCGUCGGGGGAGCGGCGCUUCCCGGCGUGGCGCGUGUCUCGGUGGGCCUCGGCGGCGCUGCGGCACGUGGCCUCGGGCCCUUGCCCGGAGCGCGGCGGGCUGCUUCCUCGGGCGCAGUGUCAGCGCCUGGCGCGCCUCUCCUCCGCUUCCUCCUCCUCCGCGCAGGGCCCUGCGCCCGCCGUCUACGUCUCGUCUCCCGCGCGGCCCGGGACCAAGCUGCGCGCCCUGCUCCCCGACGGCUGGGGGGACCGCGCCGCCGCCUCCGCCGCCCAGGCGCCCGCCCUCGGCCACAACGCCAGCGGAGGAGCCCUCUCUCGCCCGGCGGCCGCGGCGGGGCAAGACGCCAUCCUGGUGCUGGACCCCAGCCCCGGCGCCAGCUUCGGACACCCAAUCCUCCUCUUCUACCUGGACUUCAACGUCAGUCCGCGCCGCUGCCGGAGCCGGGACAGGCUCUACCUGGGCAGCUAUGAGUGUUUGACCCCUGCCCAGAGGAACCAUUGUGAGAACCAGCUGAAGCGCAGGCCAGGACGUGGCAAGGGAUGGAGCCAGCGGGCAUCAGGACGUGUCCGCCGGGAAGAAGCCCCAGUUGGGCUCUGUGAAAUCCAUUUUUUGCCCACGGUGGUGGCAACCCAGGACCCCAAACACCUGCAAAACCUGCACUGCAUGGAUCUCCAUGGAUUUGGCCUGUGUCCUCAGACUCUGUCUCUGGUUAGCUCCAGUUCCACAGCUGCUUACUGUGAACUCAACAAGAAUACACGGCGGUGCCACCGUCAGCAGCUCCCCAUGUACAAAUCAUGCCGCAUGUAUCAGACGUGUGACCAUGCAGUGCUGAUUGCAGGUGGCUGGCAGGAGCAAGUGACCUACCCCCACCAUGCCCAGAACCUCCUGCUCUUCUACCAGAUGCUUCGGCGAAAUGGCUUCCGUCAAGAGCACAUCAAGGCCUUCUUUGCAAAUGAGGGACAGGCCUCAGUUGCUGUGGAGAUGGGUGAAGUGCAUCCCGCCACAGAGAAGCUGGCCAUCCGCUCCCACCUCGCCUUGCUCUGCAGGAGCCUCCACUGUGCCGACUCACUGGUGCUCUACCUCAACAGCCCAGCAGCAAGUGAUGGCACAAUGCUUUUGUGGGAUUCCAACCGUAAUGGCAUUGCUGAUCCGAAGGAGAGGUACCCCAUCACAGAGCUCUUAGCUGACCUGGAAAACUGCAAUGCCCGUAGGGUCCUCCUCUUCCUUGACCAGAGCUAUCCAGGUCCAUUGGCAAAGAAGCUACGGGCAUCACGACGCCAUCCCAAUGUGGUGCUAGUCCGUAGCACCGGAGCUACCACUGGUGGUUCGGCUUUUGCUGAAUUCUGGGCAGGGCUGCAGCCUGACCAGUGUCUGCUCCAGCAUAUCUUGCCAGUGGGCCCCUGGUCUGCAGUCUUGGCCUCUGGUGUCCCAGCCCAGCUGCUCAAUGUCACAUUAGCAGGAGCACCCUGCCAUUCUGUGCCACCCCUGGGUGAGGAGGAACGCCAGCGCCGCUACCAAGGAUGUCAAAACCUUCCUACAAUGCUGUGGUAUCAGAGUAGGCACCAGCAGCUGCCACAGGAGGAUGAAUGAGCAGCCUGCUGGGCUAUGGAUCUGGGUUUGUCCUCAAGAUCACAGCCAGAUAUGCUGUAGCUUUUCCCCUUGCCCACGAAGAUGUUUACCUUUUGGGACUGAGUGGAAUUACUUGAGAAGGCUGUCCAAGGAGCUGGCAUGGAAUGGCAGAGGAACAUGGCUAGGAUAGGUUGAGGCAUUCCUAGUAAGCUGCAGUGCUGGACUCUCAAAGAACAUUUUAAGUAGCUACGGCCAAAAUGAGAAACCAAGGUUAGCAAACCUUGAUUUUACAUUAUUAUCAAGGAUAUAUACAGGGUUGAGCAUCCCUUAUCUGAAAUGCUUGAGAUCAAAAAAGUUCUGUAUUUCAAGUUUUGGAAUAUUUUCAUAUGCAUAAUGAGCUAGCUUAGAGAUAAGAUACAAAUAUCAAAACAAAAUUAAUUUAUGUUUUAUAUAUACCUUAUAUGCAUAGUCUGAAGUUAAUUUUAUACCCAAUAUUUUUAAUACCUUUGUGUAUGAAACAUGUGCAUUGAACCACUAGAAAGCAAGGGUGUCAAUGAUCUCAGCCACCUAUGUGGAAAGUUUGGAUUUUGGAGUAUUCCAGAUAAGGAUACUCAACCUAUACACACAAACACAUGGAUAUACGAGAAAUAUUCACAGAUCACGGGUCCAGCACCAGUCAUUAAUGGGAAUAUGGCCAUCAGUGGUGUAGUGGUAAAUGCUAACAUGCAGGAGCUCAUGAAGACAACAGGAGAACCAAGAAAUGUUGGAAGUUGUAUUAAGCCAUAUCAGCAAACCAGUUUCAGUAGUCAUCAUUUCCACCAGGGAACUUCAUUCUAGAUUUUAAUUGACUAUUCAUGGCAAAGCCAUUCUAAAUUUAUUUUCUUGACCAUAGGAAUAUGUCAACAAAUACAGUUUUGGUAAAAAAUCUUUCCACCCUACCUACACCCAACUCUUAAGGAUUUAAUUAAGCUCAGUGGAACAGGGGAAGCCUUGAGGAUUGAUGACAGAUGUCAUUCCUACAAGUCAAAAGGUGAUGGUGCUUUGCCCCAUGUAUCCUGGCUCCACUACACCACUGGUGGCCAUCAACAGAGCAGUGAGAGCAAUAGAUGCUAGGACAAUAGAAUAGAUCAUCAUGGAAGUGUGGCAAGUCCAAAUGGGUACUAUACUACCAUUUACCUUCUAGGUGGCAAUUUGCCCCAUUUCCGCUAGGGAGUAAGGCAGGGGGCUAUGCAUCUCUCUCACAUGUACCCAACUCCAUCUCAGUGGAUGUAAAUCUCAAAAGUUCCUCUGCUGAGACAAGUUAGUGGGAACAAGCUGUAAAACAACCGUUUGAAUAAAGGACCACUGUGUUCAUGGCUUA
Messenger RNA from Anolis carolinensis (green anole), 3004 nucleotides. RefSeq lists its product as uncharacterized. The coding region runs from base 1 to 1665 and encodes 554 amino acids. The transcript has 7 exons. The record is from RefSeq and is a predicted model, not a curated record. Lineage: Eukaryota; Metazoa; Chordata; Lepidosauria; Squamata; Anolidae.